Molecule: messenger RNA, 800 nt
Organism: Alosa sapidissima (American shad)
Lineage: Eukaryota; Metazoa; Chordata; Actinopteri; Clupeiformes; Clupeidae
Product: protein FAM177B
Exons: 5
Coding region: 118-660 (180 amino acids)
Source: RefSeq, a predicted model, not a curated record
UUGUCCACUGCGUCACGUCUUAUCAGUCGCACAGUGAUGUGACACAAUAUUUACUCUGAGCGAAGACCAGCGCCUUGUGUUGCUUGCACUUCUGAAAAGCAGAUUAAGCUUGUGAGGAUGAAUGACAACUUAAUAAGAGGUCUCCACAUGCAAGAGACAAGUUUUGACCAUCGAUCUCAUGACAGACGAAUCAUCUACUUCGCCAAUGGAGAGACUCUUGAGGAGAGUGAGGGUGAGGAAGAGAAUGAUGAAGAUGCUAAUCAGAAGGAACCCUUUUCACAAGCAGUGGACACAACAAACCUGUCUUGGGGAGAAUAUUCUCGGUUCCUAGGAACAAAAAUUGGGAAAAAGUCAUUACAAACCUGUGACUAUCUUGGGGAGAAACUGGCUCGUCUCCUUGGACUACACUCUGCUAAAUACCAGUAUGCCAUAGAUGAGUUUAAGCGUGAUCAAAAGGAAAAAAACAUCAAGGAGGAAUCUUCAGAUGUCUUUAUGGAGGAUGACACAGAAAACAUUAAUCUCGCCCAGAAAAAGAGUCGAAAAUAUGGAGCCACCGGUUCUCCCAAAGUUGCCAGUCCACAGUCUUCCAUUAGUGCACCUAGUGUAAAGCGCAUGGCAGUUGGAACAAACAACAACGGAUACCAGGAUGAUGAUCAAUGAGCUAUUUUAAGAUGUCUGAGUAGUACCGUAUUUUAAGUAAGUCAUUGCAGUUUGUAAUUUUAAACCCUUGUCAUGAGCUGUACAGCAUCUUACAAAUACAUCAGAAAGAAUCAGAAAUAAAACCACUCUGUUUUGCUGCA